AUGGACAGAAAAUGGCAGCUGCUAGGAUUGGGUUUCGUCCUGGGAGUGACUGCUCUAUGUGUCUCCUUUAUAGGUGGAAUGUAUUUUCAACACCAAGAUGCCAGAAAACGCUUGCAGAAAAUAAUACAAACAGAUCCUUAUGCCUAUUAUGUCAGCCCCAAAAUUGAUGAAGUGUUUUCCUACUUUGAGACCCAUGAUGAGGCUGAUCACCGGAUGAAGCAAAUCAUGAAGUACGGUUUUCCAGGUCUUGAUGAUUUACGGCUCUAUAGUGACUUUGUGCUCUCCUACGAUCGGCGUAAUCGGGUGGCCCACUGGGUGUGUGAGCAUCUUCAGGUGGACAGCAUCCAUCCGAAUCGAGGUAGACGAGGUCGCAAUCCUUAUCAACCAGAUUUGAGUGUUCCAUCCAACUUUCGCUCCGAACUAACCGACUAUCGGAGAUCCGGAUUCGAUCGAGGACACUUGGCAGCCGCUGGAAAUCACCAUCUACAGCAGAAUCACUGCGAGGAUACUUUCUUUCUAACCAAUAUUGCCCCACAAAUUGGUCAGGGUUUCAAUCGAGGGGCGUGGAACAACCUAGAAAGAUAUGUUCGAAGUCUCGUUCAUCAUUUUGGUUCCGUUUUCGUUUGCACUGGUCCCCUUUAUAAACCCAAACAAAGAUCGGGUGGCAAAUUGAGUGUGGAGUACGAAAUGAUUGGACUGAAUAUGAUAGCUGUGCCGACUCAUUUCUUUAAAGUUAUUAUUGUGGAAUCGAAAGUUCAUUUGGGAAAACCCUAUAUGGAGGGUUAUGUCAUGCCCAAUGCUUCUAUACCAGAUGGUCUGCCUCUUCGAUCUUUCCUCUGCGACAUUCGUGAGAUCGAGCAUUAUGCGGGAUUGAAGUUCUUUGAUGGAUUGAGGAGAAGUGCCUUGUUUGGCAGCAACUAUCCCAGUGAAUCGCAGGUUUUUCGGGAGUUUGGUUAG
This is a messenger RNA of Drosophila takahashii, 957 nucleotides long. RefSeq names its product Testis EndoG-Like 2 (gene Tengl2). Gene Ontology annotation, biological process: apoptotic DNA fragmentation. Gene Ontology annotation, molecular function: single-stranded DNA endonuclease activity; nucleic acid binding; RNA endonuclease activity. Gene Ontology annotation, cellular component: mitochondrial inner membrane; nucleus. The record is from RefSeq and is a predicted model, not a curated record. NCBI's taxonomy places the organism in Eukaryota, Metazoa, Arthropoda, Insecta, Diptera, Drosophilidae.